AUUUUAACCAGAGUCAUAACUUGUGAUUUGUUUGUGCUCCCAUUCAGCAUAUAAAACCACCCCUAUCUGCCUUUGUUGACCAUCUCUAUUCCUGUCUAUGUUACUUCAUAUUUCUACAUCUUGAAAAAAGUUGAAACUCAUCAAAUGGAGUCUGAUCUUAAUCAUCAAGCUGCACCAUCAGAAAAUUCCACUGAGGGUGAGGAUCAAGGUGCAAGUCACGUGACAUCAAGGUCCUAUGAGUGCAACUUCUGCAGGAGGGGGUUCUCUAAUGCACAAGCACUAGGGGGACACAUGAACAUCCACAGAAAAGACAAAGCCAAGCUCAAACAGCAGCAGCAACAACAACAACAAUCUUCAAUUUCAAACCAAACUGAACCAUCUUUGGACAAGGUCAUUCCGCAGGAUCAAGCCAUGUCUGGUGAAGCAAAUUGGAAUUGGAAUGUGUCAUCUCAACAAGAACACGCCUCCUCCAGAGCCAUUCACACGAAGCAGCUUCCACUCUUUGCAGAAUCACCAACUAGCAGUGAAACGCAAAAUUCGCCACUAGGUCAAACUACUACUGAACAGACUUUGUUACCUAGACAAGAUUCUUCAUCGGAGGAGUUAGACCUUGAACUGAGACUAGGACCUGAACCACAGGAUCCAUCAGAAACGGGUACAAGAAAUUUUUUUUGAGUUCAAUCCUCAAUACGUAAUUAUUUGUAGAUGUUCAUGAAACCCCUUUUUUUUCUUUGCGAAGAGAGUUCAUAUACUGUUUGAUUUAAAAUUAAUUAUGAGCAUUGUUUUGUAUUUCAUAUGUUGGUUGUAAAAUUUACUGGACAUGACAUGAUUACUGCUUUUGAUUCGUUUAUUUUGGGUACAAUUUUGAGUCUUGCACCGCAAUCCAAGUAUUGC
Molecule: messenger RNA, 894 nt
Organism: Cajanus cajan (pigeon pea)
Lineage: Eukaryota; Viridiplantae; Streptophyta; Magnoliopsida; Fabales; Fabaceae
Source: RefSeq, a predicted model, not a curated record